AACAAUCCCGUUUUUUACGACAAAGCAAACAGCUGGGUCCGUUUGCUUUUGAGAAAACCUAAGGUGAUGUCUUCUUCGAAAAGGACAAGGCUUUGCACAGAGUACUACCGGAAAUCUAAGACAUGUUCCUCGAACUUGCGGGGCUGUUGUUUGAAGAGGGACAGGCCACGAAGAAAAUGCAGCACUGAUCAUACUUCGAUGGAUAAAAAAUAUAAUCGCGUGGAAAGAGAGGAGUCGAUCCUACCCCGGUUUACACGAAAUCUUGACAAAACUCAAAGUCCCAAUCGAAAGAGGUUGUGUAAACUUACAAGUUCCGUUAAUCAGCGAUCUUCAUCCCAGAAAGUUGUUUCAAACUGCUAUAUCAAAGCUGUUCCUGAUGAGGUUCUGCUUCAGAUAUGUUCCUAUCUUCAAGAGGGAGACCUUUGCAGUAUGGCACAAACAUGUAACAGACUUAGUGCCAUUUGCCAGGAUGGCUGUUUAUGGCGAUCCCUCUAUAGUCAAGUAUUUGAGAUGGCAAACAUCAUGAUAAAGACUUCUGAAGGUGUCUAUGUUAAACAAGAACCUGAAAAUGACUUGUCCUGGAAAAGAAGCUUCCGUACACUUUAUCAUGCCCAUCAUGUUCAUCCUACCACCGCAAAACAGAAGAAAUUAAAUCCACUACAAUACACAGGAAGAAAAAUUAAUUAUCACGAAACAAUCAAAGAAGCUUUGGAUGCUGUACAAGAUGAUGGGGUCAUAAUUGUACACAGUGGUGUGUAUGAUGAACAGCUGUCAAUCAGCAAGCCUGUUGCAAUCAUUGGAGCAGCUAAGAGCGAAGAUGAUCCUGUCGUCAUUCAGAGUGACUCUUCAACAGUUGUUAGUUUUAUUGCUGGUUCAGGCAGCUCUUUCCUUGGGCAUGUCACCUUGAAGAAUUGCCCAAACGGUGAAUCUGAGGUGAUCAGAUCAGGAUGUGUGGAGGUUGUUGAUGACUGUGGUCCUACAAUCUACAACUGCAAGCUUAAUAGCCUUGCUAGUGCUGGUGCCACAGUUUAUGUACAUGGAAGAGGAGCCAGACCGAUUUUGUCAAAAUGUUUUAUCUCAGACUCAGAAAAUGUUGGCAUUUUCAUCACAGAUGAUGCGCAGGGAACGUAUGAAGACUGCGAGAUUACAAACAUCAAGUUGGCAGGGGUGUGGGUACGGAAUCAUGCCAGUCCUAUCAUGAGAAGGAAUAAAGUGCAUCAUGGCAGAGAUGUCGGCUUCUUUAUCUUCGAUUAUGGAUUGGGCUACUAUGAAGGAAACGAUGUUUACAACAACCGUAUAGCCGGAUUUGAGAUUCGGUCACACGCCAAUCCAACAGUCGUGGGAUGUAAAAUACACCACGGUAUGACGGGUGGUAUAUACUGUCAUGACGAUGCGCGUGGUGAAUUCCUGGAAAAUAAGAUAUAUUCUAACACAUACGCUGGAGUUUGGAUCACAUCACAGAGCAAUCCAACCAUAAAAAACAACGAGAUCUACGAUGGACAACAAGGAGGAGUUUAUGUAUUCGGCGAAGGAAAAGGAUUGAUUGAAGGAAAUAACAUUCAUGACAAUGCACUGGCCGGAAUCCAGAUCAGAACUAAGAGUAAUCCUAUUGUUCGCUGCAAUAGAAUACACAGCGGACUUCACGGGGGAAUUUAUGUGCACGAGGAAGGUAUGGGACUCAUAGAGGACAACGAAAUCAACAAUAACACCCUGGCUGGUGUGUGGAUAACCACAGGAAGCACACCCACGCUCAGAAACAACAGGAUCCACAGUGGAAAACAGGUUGGAGUUUACUUCUAUGAUGGAGGAUGUGGAAUUCUCGAGGAAAACGAAAUCUUUAAUCACAAAUAUUCAGGAAUACAAAUAAGAUCGGGCAGCAAUCCCUGUAUCAGAAGAAAUAAGAUUUGGGGAGGACAGAAUGGUGGCGUUCUGGCCUACAACGGAGGUCUUGGUCUGUUGGAAGAAAAUGAGAUUUUCGACAACGCGAUGGCAGGAGUCUGGAUCAAGACUGAGAGUAACCCAGUCCUCCGGAGAAACAAGAUUCACGACGGUCGGGAGGGAGGGGUGUGUGUGUUCAACCAUGGAAAAGGUGUUUUGGAGAAUAAUGACAUCUUCAGAAAUGCCUUGACAGGUGUGCUUAUCAGUACAGCAAGUUUUCCUGUGUUAAAAAGCAAUCGUAUUUUUGAUGGUGGUGCCGCGGGAAUUGAGAUAACAAACAGUGCUGGCGGAGUUCUAGAAGAAAACGAAGUCUUCAAUAACCGGUUUGACGGGAUUUGUCUGGCCACUGGUGUCGAGCCCAAACUUAGCAAUAACAAAGUACACGGUAACAGAAGAGAAGUUGAGCAAGCUAUAGAGUCUUGUCGCUGUUUGUAUCAAGUGUCUGGUAACACAUGCUAUCCGAUGCACGAUUUUUACAGGUGCACCACUUGUGGUACGUCGGAUGGCUACGCCAUUUGCGUCAGUUGUGUGAAAGGGUGUCACGAGGGACAUGACGUGAAGUUUGUCAGACGUGACAGGUUUUUCUGCGACUGUGGAGCAGGUUCUAGUGGAGUUCUGUGUAAACUUGUUAGCGGCAAUUGCUGGUCAGUGGCAUCUCGGACGCAGGCAGCUCGAGUGGCCAGUGGUGGUCAAACAGAAACGUCUGCGCAAGAAGUUAGAGACAAUCAGGCUCUUUGCGUUUCUUGACGAUUCGACGAUGUUGAAGAAUCUUACAGUGACAUAAAGAUUUAAAAGUAAACAAGUCUUAAACUACUCUCAACACAUACGUACAAGGAGAUCAUUUCUUUGCUUACCCUUCUCAGCAAGUACAUCUUUGUCGCGCUGAUCUGUGAACUACAAAUGUGCAGCUUAACUUUUUCAACUUUCUUUGAUGUAAACUAUAUAUACCGCACUAUAUAUAACUAGGAAUGAAGCAGGAUGUUUUAACUGGAGGAGGAUGGGGAGAAGCCUCCAGGCUAUUUGUUUUAUAAUUUUUUUUUUCUUGACAUCGAAUCAGCCACUUGCUCACAAGAACUUGCUCCCCUCCCUGAAUUUGCACGUUUUGUGAAAGAUUCCAUCAAGUGUGUUGUAUCAAAAUCGCUAAAUCACAAUAGUGAGGGGAAAACAGUUGCGUUUGAAAGCAACUAAAUUGUGCCCCUGUGCUAUAUUAUAACCCCACAGUUUAACCAGGUUUUUUAAGAUAUUUCGCUUAAGGGGAAUCUUGUUUGGAAAAAAAUAUACAUUUUAUCAUCUUAACACGGCAAAUCGUUCGUUUCAAAGUAUUAAUGAAGCGACUAUUUAUGAUUCUUUCAUGAACAGUAUUUAUUUCUACAUGCGCUUCAUCCGAUAGUCAACAGCUCACAUGAACUUCCAGUAAUCAAACUGGCGAGAUUUUUAUGCAUAGUCCCAGCUAUAACGUAGGUGUAUAUAGUGAUAGAAAGAUAAGUUAAGACAUACUAAAGACAAAAAUAUGCUUUGAGAGAGAAAAGUAUUUAUUAAUUUAAGAGAUGAACUUCAUGGGUAAAAAGGAAAAUAAACUGUUCUACUGGAAAUUCGAACUCUCUUUGGUAAUGUUAUGAAGUGAAGGCUGUCGGGUGGACGCUUCUCAAUGGGUCAUACAGUGAUAUCAGUCACCUUUGUAAUAAUAAUAAUGAUAAUAAUACUUUAUUUGUAUAGCUCUAUUUCUAUCGCUAUCG
Messenger RNA from Pocillopora verrucosa, 3674 nucleotides. The record is from RefSeq and is a predicted model, not a curated record. NCBI's taxonomy places the organism in Eukaryota, Metazoa, Cnidaria, Anthozoa, Scleractinia, Pocilloporidae.